UUCAGUGCCUCUAUUAUCACUGUCGCGUUCCUCUUCGGACUUCAAUCGACAGUGACCGGAUUUCAAAACCCUACUCUGUAAACCCUCUGUCCGUGCUUGCUUUCGAAGUCCUUUUCCACCGGAAAUGAGUCGGCCAAUGGAAGAGGAUGCACCUGGGAAGAAUGAAGAAGAGGAAUUCAACACGGGGCCACUUUCUGUCCUCAUGAUGAGUGUCAGGAACAACACACAGGUGCUCAUCAACUGUCGUAACAACAGAAAGCUUCUAGGGCGUGUCAGGGCUUUUGAUCGGCAUUGCAACAUGGUGCUGGAAAAUGUUAGAGAGAUGUGGACUGAGGUUCCCAAAACUGGCAAAGGGAAAAAGAAAGCUCUUCCUGUUAACAAGGAUAGGUUUAUUAGCAAGAUGUUCCUACGUGGAGAUUCUGUGAUCAUUGUCCUCCGAAAUCCUAAAUAGAAGGCUACUGCUGCACUGCUUGUCAUCCGGAGUCCCUGUUGCACUGAAGAGAUUACUAUUGCAGUUAUAUUGAUUUUCUCAAUUUAGACUUUGGUUGUUGUAAGAUAUUGUAGAACAGCUUUCUAUACUACAAAACCCUCGGCUACUGGUCUUUUUGUUAUUAUCCUUUUGUGUACUCUUUCCUACUGGCACAAGAUUAUAUAAACUUUGUUCCGCCCCCAUUUCAUGAUCA
Ipomoea triloba (trilobed morning glory) is the source of this 683-nucleotide messenger RNA. Its product is annotated as small nuclear ribonucleoprotein Sm D2-like. Bases 125 to 451 code for a protein of 108 amino acids. The record is from RefSeq and is a predicted model, not a curated record. Lineage: Eukaryota; Viridiplantae; Streptophyta; Magnoliopsida; Solanales; Convolvulaceae. Gene Ontology annotation, cellular component: U2 snRNP; catalytic step 2 spliceosome; precatalytic spliceosome. The transcript is spliced from 7 exons. Gene Ontology annotation, molecular function: RNA binding. Gene Ontology annotation, biological process: spliceosomal snRNP assembly; RNA splicing.